UUGCUGAAGGCCAUUAUGUCGGGAAUCAAGAGAGUUAUCAAGGAGAAGGAUCCAGACUAUGAGGAGAUAUCUGUCGUGCAUCCAAACAAACGCCACAAAGCGAUUGAAAACUCAGCUCGAGAUGCUGCUGUGCAGAAGAUUGAGACUAUUAUCAAAGAACAGUUUGCUGUUGAAAUGAAGAAUAAGGAGCAUGAGAUUGAAGUCAUAGACCAGCGUCUGCUGGAAGCAAGGAGGAUGAUGGAUAAACUGCGUGCUUGUAUUGUGGCUAACUACUAUGCUUCUGCAGGCCUGCUUAAAGUUUCAGAGGGUACAAAGACGUGCGAUGCCACGGUUUUUAAUCAUCCUUCGAUCAAGAAGUUUUUGGAAUCUCCGUCGAGAUCAUCGUCUCCUGCCAAUCAGAGGUCCGAAACGCCUUCUGCUAACCAUUCGGAAAGUGACUCAUUAUCUCAACAUAAUGACUUCUUAUCUGAGAAGGACAACAAUAGCAACCUGGAGAUGGAAGAGAGGCUGUCAAAUAAUGUGGACCAGAGGCUGGGCCGGAAUACCGGACAGGAUACUUCCAGCGUGAUCGGCCCCAACAAAGCAGGCCAGAGAAAUCCUAGUCUGGCAGGGGAGGAAACAUCACGCCUUUUUGUGAAGAAAACAAUAGUCGUUGGUAAUGUCUCCAAGUACAUUCCUCCUGAUAAGAGGGAAGAAAAUGACCAGUCAACACAUAAGUGGAUGGUGUAUGUCCGAGGGUCCCGAAGAGAGCCCAGUAUCAAUCAUUUUGUCAAGAAAGUUUGGUUCUUUCUUCAUCCCAGUUAUAAACCCAAUGACCUUGUGGAAGUCAGGGAGCCACCUUUUCACCUGACCAGGAGGGGUUGGGGAGAAUUUCCCGUGAGGGUUCAAAUCCACUUUAAGGAUAACCAGAACAAGCGGAUAGAUAUCAUACAUAAUUUAAAGCUGGAUAGAACGUACACUGGUUUGCAGACCCUUGGUGCAGAAACGGUCGUGGAUGUUGAGCUUCAUCGCCACUCUCUGGGAGAAGACUUCCUUUAUCCUCAGCCCGCAGAGUCGGAUGCGGCCGACCUACCCAUGUCGUUGCCUCUACCCGUGACCAUUCCGGCCCCUGUGAAAGCUUCCUCACCAAUAAAGCAAACUCACGAGGCAGUACUUGAUGCCUCAGCAGAUAAAGGAUUUCCUCCUAACGCCGAGGCUGACAGGCACACCACGUUUUACUCUUUGCCCUCUUCGAUAGAGCGGACACCCACCAAGGUGGCAACUCCCCAGAAAGUGGCCUUCGGUUCUCAUGGCAACUCAGCCUUUCAGCCAAUCGCCGCCAGUUGCAAAAUUGUGCCUCAGGGUCAGAUUCCCAGCCCGGCUGAGUCCCCAGGCAAAUCCUUCCAGCCGAUCACCAUGAGCUGCAAGAUCGUAUCAGGCUCUCCAAUAUCAACUCCGAGCCCAUCUCCUCUACCUCGCACUCCGACUUCCACUCCGGUGCACAUGAAGUCAGGUGCUGCCAGCUCUGUUCUUAAUAAUCCUUAUGUGAUCGUGGACAAGCCUGGGCAGGUCACGGGAGCACCAGCCACCAGUGCAGGAAGCCCCACAAGCAAGCUGUCCAGUGUCUCUCAGGCUCCACAGGGAACAGGUUCCCCUAUCCCAAAGAUUCAUGGAAGCAGUUUUGUAACAUCUACUGUUAAGCAGGAAGACUCCAUGUUUGCCUCGAUGCCACCCCUUUGCCCAAUUGGGAGUCAUUCUAAGGUGCAGAGCCCUAAACCUGUGACCGGAGGCCUCGGAGCCUUCACAAAGGUCAUCAUAAAACAGGAACCCGGAGAUCCCGCACACCUGCCUGCGUCUGGAGCCACCUCCCAACCUCCCCUCCCUCAGUAUGUCACCGUGAAAGGGAGUCAUGUGAUUGCCGUGUCACCCCAGAAGCAGAUAGUGGCCGCUGGAGACGGGACAGCGCCCCCCAAGGUUGUUGGCGUCCCAGUCAGUUCCGCUUUACAGUCGACAGUGAAGCAAGCUGUGGCAAUCAGCGGGGGUCAGAUCCUCGUAGCCAAGUCCGGUUCUUCGGUAGCCAAGGCCAUUGGCCCGAAGCAGGUGGUGACUCAAGGAGUAGCCAAAGCAAUCGUGAGUGGAGGCGGGGGAACCAUCGUCGCCCAGCCGGUCCAGACCUUAACCAAAGCUCAAGUGACUUCUGCUGGGGUGCAAAAGAGUGGAACCCAGAGCUCAGUGAUGGCCACACUCCAGCUGCCAGCCACCAACUUGGCAAACUUGGCGAAUUUACCUCCCGGCACUAAACUCUACCUAACCACCAACAGCAAGAACCCUUCGGGGAAAGGGAAGCUGCUGCUGAUUCCUCAAGGAGCCAUCCUGCGUGCAACCAACAGUGCUAAUCUCCAGUCCAGCUCUUCCACCAGCGCUGGGGGAGGAACGGCAGCCGGAGGAGCUGGUGGAGUCGGGCCUCAGAGCACCAGUAGUAGCGGCGUGUCUCAGCACCUGACUUACACAUCCUACAUCCUCAAGCAGACUCCCCAGGGAACGUUUUUAGUUGGCCAACCAUCACCUCAGACAUCUGGCAAGCAGUUGGCAACUGGGUCUGUGGUUCAGGGGAGCUUGGGAGUCAGCACGUCUUCCAGUCAAGGACAGCAGACACUAAAAGUUAUUUCGGGCCAAAAAACCACUUUAUUUGCACAGGCGACUCCCAGUGGCCAAGCAUCAUUGGUAAAACUCUCCGACGGCGCACUGAAGUCCGUGCCAGCCACCUCGCAGCUGUCCAAGCCUGGGACCACCGUGCUGAGAGUCGCAGGAGGGGUGAUCACUGCCGCCACCUCGCCCGCCGUGUCACUCUCUGCCAAUGGCGUUGCCCAGCAGCAGGCAGAAGGUGCAGCUUCCAGUUCAUCUUCUACUGUAGGUACUGGGAUGAAAACCUCUGGGCAGCAGCAUCAACUUUGCAUAAGUCAAGGGCAGACGGGAGCUGUGGUAGCCAGCAAAGCCGGAACCCCCACUGUUAUAAGUGCCACAUCGCUGAUGAGCACCCCUACCGCAGUGUCUGGCAAAGCUGCCGUUUCAGGAUUAUUAAAGAUCCACUCCAGUCAGUCCAAUCCCCAGCCGGCUCUGCUCACGAUUCCCAGCCAACUCAAACAGCUAAGUGUGAACACCGCCUCCGGAGGGGUCCAGACCAUCCUGAUGCCCGUGAAUAAAGUCGUACAGUCGCUAUCAGCUAGCAAGUCCCCUGUGGUCCCAUCUGUAGCUGUGGUGAGCACCGCUGCCUCCAGCUCCACCCCAGCAACAGCUGCUAAAGUGAAGACAGAGCCAGAAACAACAGCUGGAUCAAAUGGCAACUUGCAUGUCUCUCAGGAUGGUCACACCACAGUGAAAACAGAAGAAAGUUCCGAGUUAGGAAAUUACACGAUCAACACAGAACAUUUAGAGAACAUCCAACAACUUUUAACAGCAAUAGUAAAAAAAAUCCCGUUAAUCACGCGAAAAGGUGAAGAUGCCAAUUCCUUCUGUGCAAAUUCAGUGGAGCAAUAUUAUAGCUGGAACAUUGGGAAACGGAGAGCAGCUGAGUGGCAACGAGCAAUGACGAUGAGAAAAAUCUUACAAGAGAUCCUGGAGAAGAACCCCCGAUUUCACCAUUUGACGCCCCUCAAAACCAAACACGUUGCACACUGGUGCCGUUGCCAUGGUUACACGCCACCUGACCCAGAGAGCAUGAGAAACGAGGAGGACUCUAUAGAGGAUGUGCUUACUCAAAUAGACAGUGAGCCAGAGUGUCCGUCAUCAUUCUCCACUGCCAAUGAUCUCUGCCAAAAGCUGGAGGAGAUGCAGCAGUUUCAGAAAAGGGAACCGGAUAAUGAUGAGGAGGUGGAUAUCCUAAAUUUUACGGAGCCACUGAAAAUACACAUCAAAAAAGAACAGGAAGAGAAACAAGAUGAAAUGAAAUUCUUCUUGGCAUCAGUACCAGCAUCUGAAUUUGUCAGCGAGACCACCCAGAAGAUAGGAAUUUCUCUGCAACCCGUGGAGCUCCACAAGAACGUGUACGCGUCGGCUAUCGAGGAUAUGAUUUUAAAGGCCACUGAGCAGUUGGUGAGUGAUAUUCUGAGACAAGCGUUGGCAGUGGGAUACCAGACAGCUUCUCACAACAGGACUCCAAGAGAGAUUACCAUCAUGAAUAUUCAUCAAGCCAUCUGUAACAUUCCCUUUCUUGACUUCCUCACAAACAAACACAUGGGGAUAUUAAAUGAAGAACAGUGAACGAAGAUAACCCAGAAAGGCAAGAUUUAAAGACUGUACCAUAACAAAAAUCUGUGGACUGUACCAAUUCUACCUUCUCAGGAUGGAUGCUAUUCUUCUGCAUAUACACUUAAUAACAUUACUAGAUCAUUUUUGCUUCCUAAACAAGCACCUUAAUGGAACGAAGGAGUGCUGUUACACAUCACACUUUUAGACUUCUGAUGGUAAAUGAAAUAUUAUUAGUCAAUUGGCUUAUUUUUUCAUUGUUGGCAUGCAGACUGGAAAAUAAGGCAGGAACAAAAUCAAGAUGACCGGAUUUGUUUUUGGUCAUCCUGGCACUGAUUCUGUUCCUUGACAUCUCCCACUAUGAAUUCUUUGGAGAGGGUUACUUGCUAGAGACAGCUAUUCAAGGCUCCAUCUUCAUGGUGAAGAUUCCACCUUGAGCAGUAGCAGCUAAUCAAAGUGAGUUUGGAGGGAGUUGAUAUUUUUAUCCAUCAAUUCCUGGGCCUAUUCUCUGUCCCACAACUCUUUCCCUGGCUACUUCUCAAGGAGAAAUCUGCAACAAGAGAACACCAAAUUUGCGUUUUUCUCUCUCUUUGCAGAGACGUGGCCACUGCAGGGAUUUUAAGCCACAUUAGGAUAUGGAAAUCACGUUGGAGGCAGACAAAGGAGGUAAUGACCCGGAGACAAGUAGACAUUUAAGGGAAGGCCACAGAGUAUUGUCUCAGUGAAAAUGAACUUGCCAAAGUUCUGUCCCUGUGGAGAACGUGACCAUAUCCUGUCCUUUAGAGAAGGCUCCGAGACAGAGAGAAAACUCCCCCCAGUAAACCUCCCACCAGCAAUGGAAUGGUCGGGAAUAGACAGCACUUCAGAAUCCUGGCAACCACGAAAAGGCUAAGCUGCCUUUAAGGAUAAAUGUGUUGCCUCCCACAUGAGGUUAGUUUGCAUUGCUCUGUGAUGUCUUCUACCUUGCACUACCAUGUUGGCAGAAAAAUCCACAGGAUGACUGGCUGAUGGGCUCCGUGGUUGAGGAUAAUAAAUCACCCUUUCCCAGACAGUCGGUUUAGCCGAGUGGCAAUCCCUCAGACCCAGUGUGUCGGGAUUGCUUUGCCUGCAGUGAAAACAACAGGAGAAAGGCAGGCGUGUGAGCAGCCUCUCCAGUCCCAAACCAGGAAGGGGUAGUCCCCUGGAGCAGAGAGGAAAAGAAACCUUUUCACGGAAAGGUAAGAGCGGUAACAAAUAAAUGCAGAGCAGGGGUACCAAAUUAUGAAAAGCCCCUAAGUAAUGAGAAGCAGCAUGGCUCAGUGGAAAGAGCACGGGCUUUGGAGUCAGAGGUCAUGAGCACUGCCAUGACCCAGCUCUGCCACUUGUCAGCUGUGUGACUGUGGGCAAGUCACUUAACUUCUCUGUGCCUCAGUUACCUCAUCUGUAAAAUGGGGAUUAAGACUGUGAGCCCCACGUGGGACAACCUGAUUCCCCUGUGUCUACCCCAGCGCUUAGAACAGUGCUCUGCACAUAGUAAGCGCUUAACAAAUAACAUUAUUAUGGUGUUCUGUGCCCUGCAGGAAUGGAUGGGUCAGUAAGGGUGAGAGGACCCAGGACGCCUUGCCUUUCUUUUCUAACUUUCACGCCAGUGACGGUGGGAGGGGGGUUGUGUUGAGAGAACAGAGAAUGAAGCCGUUAGAGAAGACAUUCCAGCAUGGCAGCAUUUGCUCCGUCACCCUGUUUGUUGCUGAUCCCUUCUCCGGGAGGUGGAGGGAGUCGAAGAGAUGAAAAUUCGAUUCAGCAGAGAAUGUGGUAUUGUAUCCUGAACUACUAAUGGCAUUUAACUUGACUCAAAUUGUCAUCCUUUUUCUUAAGCACCCAGAACAGAUCUUUUUUGAGAUUUAAAAUGUAAAAGCAUUUAUAUAAGAUGAUCUGUGAAAUUGAAUUCUCAGCCAGGGAAGACCUGCCCCUGCUACAGAGAUGAAUAAAAUCAGAUGAGCUAAGACCAUGAAUAAUUGAAUAAUUCCAAGAAAAGUGAUUUAGCCCUUCAGAUGUAUUUGUAUUAUAGUGUAUAAUAUAUGUGUGUAACAUAUGUCUACAAUAAAUUUUCUUUUCAUAUACAUAA
Ornithorhynchus anatinus (platypus) is the source of this 6328-nucleotide messenger RNA. RefSeq names its product YEATS domain containing 2 (gene YEATS2). The record is from RefSeq and is a predicted model, not a curated record. Lineage: Eukaryota; Metazoa; Chordata; Mammalia; Monotremata; Ornithorhynchidae. The transcript is spliced from 30 exons. Gene Ontology annotation, molecular function: histone binding. Gene Ontology annotation, biological process: regulation of transcription by RNA polymerase II; chromatin remodeling. Bases 16 to 4239 code for a protein of 1407 amino acids. Gene Ontology annotation, cellular component: NuA4 histone acetyltransferase complex.